AUACUAUCACAUUUAUUAAGAAUUGCAAUAUGCAUGAAGUCCGAAUUCCACGCAAGCAGAUAAGCUUGCGGUUCCCUUAACAAAUCUGUAUAAAUAACAAAGAUUCCCAGCCAAAGUCACAGUGUCUUCCAGCCUUUCAAGCCAAGCUAAAGAUGUCUCCUAAAUUCGCUCUUGCAAUUCUGCUGCUCAGCUGCGUUCUCCUAGGAAUGGCGAAUGCCCAGCAAAACAGGCGCUCUCAGCAGUCUAGACCUCUCCGACUAAACGUCAGGCCUCGAAUGAAUCAGGAUGGCUCUUUGCCGGCUGAGGAUGCUGAAGCCAGUGGUGGUUCUGCCACCGUGGAUUGCGUGCCCAAUCUACUGGCUGGUAACAUCCGUGAUACCAGGAAACCUAGGCCCAAGCCAUAGUUAGAAAUCGCUGAAGGAGUCCAUAAUAAUGGGUUUUAAAUGAUAAAUUGAAUUAUAGAUGAAUAUUAUGAAAUAGAUUUACAUUCGAAAAUAAAAGAUUUGAAAGAAAA
Drosophila yakuba is the source of this 514-nucleotide messenger RNA. RefSeq lists its product as uncharacterized. The record is from RefSeq and is a predicted model, not a curated record. The transcript is spliced from 2 exons. The coding region runs from base 153 to 404 and encodes 83 amino acids. Lineage: Eukaryota; Metazoa; Arthropoda; Insecta; Diptera; Drosophilidae.